This is a messenger RNA of Labrus bergylta (ballan wrasse), 4634 nucleotides long. The record is from RefSeq and is a predicted model, not a curated record. NCBI's taxonomy places the organism in Eukaryota, Metazoa, Chordata, Actinopteri, Labriformes, Labridae.
UCUCAUGCCGGUCUAACACUUUGCCUUCUCGUGUGUGAAUGUGUGUGUGUGAGUGUGAGUGUGUGCGAUAGCUUGGUUGUGUUUUUUUUCACCGUCGUGCGAUGCCAUUCCUCCCUCAGGACGCAGAGCGAUUUGAUGGGCUGUCUCUCCUCUACUGGACGAUCAUGGGCCCGCAUGGCAUCAACCGAGCCGUACAGAGGCUGGAGUUCUGCGACUGCAAGAAGGGACUGGGUGUGAAAAUAAUUGGAGGUUACCGCGAGUUCACGGGAGAAGAGUUCGGCAUCUACAUCAAGCGGGUGAUAGCCGGUGGGCUGGCAGCCAUGGACGGUCGGCUUAAGUCCGGCGACCUGAUUCUGGAUGUCAAUAACAUCAGUCUGGCCGGGGUGACCAAUGAGAGGGCGGUGGAGAUCCUGCGGACCGCCUCGCUCUCUAAUCACAUGUCGCUGCUGAUCGCCAGAGACGACGAAUCCAGGAGGGAGUUUGCUGAGCUGAUGGAAAAGUACGGCUCCAAUAACGUCACAGCUUCAGGACGGAUCUCCCCGACUCAGCUCUCCACAGGGAAGUUCACAGACACGGCCUCCUCCUCCUCCUCGUCCCGAUCAGAGAGUCCUCAGCUCCUCAGUCCUAAAGAGGGAGUCACUGCCUACACCCAUAACCCCCCUUACAACGCUAACUCCGCCUACACCGUGCACACGCCCACGCACGCCUUCAGUGACAGCAUCAUUCAGUUAAUAUGCGUCGCCAAGGGAACAGGCCUGGGGCUGGUCAUCAAGGGUGGAGCCAACAGAGCAGAAGGACCAAUGGUGUUCAUUCAGGAAAUAGUGCCUGGAGGAGACUGUCACAAGGACGGCAGGCUGCAGGUCGGAGAUCAGCUGGUGUCUAUCAACAAAGAGUCCCUGAUCGGAGUGACGUAUGAGGAGGCCAGGAGCAUCCUGACACGCACCAAGCUCAGACCGGACCCCACAGUAGAAAUUGCCUUCAUCAGGCGGAGGUCAUCCUCCAGCUCCAGCAGCGGGCCUCACAGCCCCAUCUCCCUCCAGGGGCCCAGUGGAGGAGUCGGACCCCAGACGAGGAGCCCGGGGCUGGGGGUCAUAUCUCCUCAGCCUGCUGUAAUCACCAAGAUCACCUCGAGCCGAAACCCGGCCAGCGAGACUCUGCCGACCGUCAACGUGAGCCAGGUGCGAGUGCCUGCGGCCAGAACAGAGCCGACAUGCAUCCCCUCGCCACCAGAGGGCGACAGAAUCACAGAAACAAACCCUGAACCUUCCAGCAGUCAGCCUCCUCAGACCAAAUGCUCCAUCAGCACUAGCUGUCGCCUCAAACUGGACCGACUGGAGCAGGCUCUGGAUCUGCUCGGUCUGAAGCCCACAGAGGCUCAGUGGCAGACGUUCAGGUCCAGACUACAACCGGAUGCUGAAGGGACGGUGGCCUUCACAGAUUUCGAGGUCCUGAUCCGGGAGCAGUUUAAGCCUCAGCUGGAGGAGCUGGGCGUCACGCAGGCGGGCUCCAACUUCACGUCUGAUGACCUUUACAGUUUGUUGGAGUCACACACCAACACGAACACACAGACGUCGCUGUCGGACUCCGACGACCUGGAGGAGAUGGAGAGGCUGAGGAAGGAACACAUCGAGGCUCUGCGGGAGAUCAAGAGGCUGCAGGAGCAGCUGGUCGAGUCUCAGAGAGUUCACCAUACGAUGGAGGAGGAGCUGAACAAGGUCAAACAGGAGGUCAAAGUGGGAGCGGAGGAUAGUCGGGCUCUGAGGACUCGGAUCCAACUGGCGGAGGCGGCUCAGAAGCAGGCGAGGGGGAUGGAGAUGGACUACGAGGAAGUGAUCCACCUGCUGGAGGCCGAGAUCGCAGAGCUAAAGACACAGAGGGUGGAGCAACCCGCGUCAACCAAUAAGGAGGAGACGGAGGAGCUGAAGAAGAGAGUAGUCGUCCUGGAGUGUCAACUACGGAAGAGCGAAGCGGCCAAAAAGGGUUUUGAGAUGUCAACGGGGAAGCUGCUGAGCUUUGUGGAGAACGUUCAAGAAUUCCUGCUCGAAAGUCACGGACCAAUGAAAAGCCACAGCUCUGGAGACGUUAAAGUCGGAGUGUCGUCUCAAGGCCUCCCUCCUCGUUACAAGAAAACUCCAUGGACUUCAGCCACGCUCGCUCAGGAGGCAAAGGAGCUCACACGGACUGUCAGAGCCAUCCUGGAGGUUGACUUGCUGACCUUCUAGAGGAUCGACGGCACAAUGUCAGGACGCUCUGAGAUGUCAGCAGGAAACAGACCGAACACCGUCAAACCGAACUCUCUCUCCCCCGACAACUCCUCAUCUCCUCAGAACCUGCUAGCUACGGACUCUUGUCUUAACUCUGCAUGAAACUCUGUUUAUCGUCAACCAGCGCAAUUAUCACUUCAUAGUUUCUGAGUAGUCAAUAGGCAAUAAACUACGGUUUUUAUUCCAGUGUUGUAAACUGAAAAGAAACACACAGGUCAAGUGAUUGUUAGUUCAGAGAGGGCCUGAUUCACAAAGAAUGGAUUCAGCAAAUAAAAGCUCCUAAUAUCAUGCAUCAGUCAUGGAGCUGCACUCUCACACUGACAGAGCUCAGUUCUUUCCACAUAAAGAUGAUGAGAAACUUUAUCAAGAGGACACGCUCUAAACAUGUGAGAUUCCUCCCUCAACGGAGCGAGAAAGGUCGACUUAAAGACAAACAACAUUCACAUGGUCGUCAUGGUAACGGCUCCAGGGUGUCUUCACACAUGUGGAGUGUGGAGACGCUGACAGCCCCGGACCGAUUCAACCCCUGGUUAUAUUAAUAACAGUCAUAUUUACUGACUUUAUUUACAGAGCUUUUAUUUUGAAGGCACACAGAGACGUCACAUCUCUUAUAAAAACACUGCGGCGCAGUUACCGGCAACUCUCAGCCGAUGGUAAUUUCUCCACUCUAACAGUGCGUGGCUUGUAGCGCCGCUGGUAGUAAAUUAGACGCUUUCUAAAAUGAGGCUGAUUUUUUCCCACAUGAUGGAUCAUUUAAAGACGCACAAACUGCACUGGUGCACUUUCUGCUCUAAAGCCCACUCAGGAGUGCAGUUAACCCUUUGUGUGUGUGUUUUGUUAAAAUAGACGGUUUCCUUUUGAGUCUUUCGUUCAGGCGCAGAAGCCGCAUAAUCCUUUAGUGAAUCAGACCCGACUGUUAGUCUGUGCAGGUUGAAACACUGGAAGGAGACCGACGCACGGUUAAAGGACUACAUGAACGUUUAAAAGUUUUGUCCAUCAAUCACUUUAUUAUGUGAUGAGAAGUCAUGAAAUCAAUGCUGCAUUCAAGCCCUUUACCUUUGAGGAAACAGAGCCAAAAUGGAGGCUGUUUUUGUAGCAAGGCCUAAGCACUUUUAAGAGGCAUAGUUUUAUCAUUUUAAUCUGCCUUUGGAAUAAACUACCUGAAGUAUUUCACCUAUGCAACUAAGCUCUCAAGCUCUAUAUCCAACCGCCGCGAUUUACAAAUAGUCGGUGCGUUCCAUCAGAAACACGGUUUGUGCACCCUGCCCCACUGGGUCCAUUUCCUGGAGCAUGAGCGCAACCAUUAGCAGCUGUACAAACGGGUCCACGAGAUCACAGGAGAGCAACAAGAUCACACGGGAAUAAAUAGAAAAAAAACUUGCAAACAACAUGUUGCUUUGUUGUUCAUACGGUGCCUGUUUUUACGUAAUGUUGAGAAGGUGAUGGAACGUACGAUCCAAGGUCUGUAUAUAGUGUUUUAUUUUGAAAUUGUACUUCAAAACAACCAUCUGACUUCCUGCUUGCAGCGGGCUCUGUCGAAAAUAGACUCGGUGCGUAUUUGAAACCGAGCAGCGAAACAGGAGCGUUGACUAGAGAGGCAGUGAACGGCACCGCGGCGUGCAAAGACUGUGUGGAAAUUAGCAGUUAGCCUUUUCAUUUGCUAACCCAUUGCUCCACCUUCUCUUCACACUAUGGUCCCUUCUGGCUCCAGAAAACCAAUAUGGUGUUGGUCAAAAUGUCAAACAGGCAACAAACCAAUAGACGACGUCACUGCCCCUCCCCCUCCUUCUUUUAAGCAGCUGCUGGUUGGAUUCUCGGCUAAUAUACUUUAAGCUAAAAGUGUUAGCAUUCAUCAGAAACAGAGAUAGUGCCUAAAUUCUCGUCACAUUCUGGGUAUCUGAGGAAACUUUCCCCAAAACAUUGAUGUAGUCCUUUAGACCUGGCGUGAACCUCUGUCAAUAAACACCUUCAUUUAACAAGCAAUAGAAGCUUCAACGUCUCAGUAUCAUAAGGUUGUUGUUUACUGUAGCUAGCGUUCAGUUUCAGAGCGAGUUAGAAAAUAACGUACGGUAGCUCUGUGUCAGUCUCUGUUUUCACUGUUAGCUUUGUGUUCGAGCGCCUCCAUGCUCGUGUUCGUGCUGUAGAUUAGCGAGCUAAACAAAGCUUCAUCAUCAAAGAGGGAGGAGAAACGCUGGGAAGGUCACCCUCCGACAUGAGGUCAGGAGGGACGUGAAGAAACUGUGAUAUAUUCAUAUUGGAAUGCAGCCGUAGCGGUCUGAUACCAGCACUGAUUGAAGGAGUUAUUUGCUGUGUGUAUUUAAUCUUUUUUUUUUCUGAGUAAAUAUUCUGAAUAAAAAACUGUACAUAUGA